Schizosaccharomyces cryophilus OY26 is the source of this 2746-nucleotide messenger RNA. Its product is annotated as MCM-associated protein Mcm10. NCBI's taxonomy places the organism in Eukaryota, Fungi, Ascomycota, Schizosaccharomycetes, Schizosaccharomycetales, Schizosaccharomycetaceae. Gene Ontology annotation, molecular function: DNA replication origin binding; single-stranded DNA binding. Gene Ontology annotation, cellular component: replication fork protection complex; nucleus. The record is from RefSeq and is a predicted model, not a curated record. The transcript has a single exon. Gene Ontology annotation, biological process: DNA replication; DNA replication initiation. Bases 247 to 2175 code for a protein of 642 amino acids.
UCGUGUUCGACCGUGAUUGUAGACGAAGCAUAAAUCGACAGACUUACAAGGUGGAAUUAGAUGAGAGUAUCUUUUUGCGUGGUACUUCUUUUUGGAAAAUAGAGUCAAAUACAAAGAGGGAUGCUUAUUUUUUGAUGAAAAGUUUGAAGUUUCGUUUGGUUUUAUGAAAAGCAAGCUAAAAGUUUUUACGAUUUUUUUUUUUACUUAUGAAGAUAAUUUCCACAUAUUCAUUUCAUUCUCUUAAAUAUGUCAGAAUCAAGUCAGAAAUCAGAGCACUCAAGGUUGAGUGAUAUGGGCGAUAGUUCAGGUAAAGAAGAGUUGACAGAGGAGGAAAAACAACUACAAGCUCAAUUAUUAGAGGUCCAGAAGAAAAUGGAUGAGCUGAAACAAAAGAAGCGAAAGGUAGCUAGUGAUGAGGAGCAAAGACAAGAAGCGGUUCAAGUUCCUCGUUCCCCUGAAGCUGUUCGGGUCCUUACAGUGAGCUCACCUUCCAAAAUAAAGAGUCCUAAAAGACUUCUCUUAGGAAUCGAUAAAGGAAAGACAGGGAAAGAUGUUUCAUUAGGAAGGAAACAGAUUGAGCCAGCAGUAAAGCCUUUUCACGCCCGGUUAGCAGAAGCUCGGGACGAUGAAAAGAAAAAGGAAGAGAGAAAGAAAGAAGCAGCAAAAAACAGAAAAGUCUCCUUUCAAAGGAAACCUAAUACCCUGAGCACAAAGAGUUCCAAUAAACCCGUGUAUCCGAUGCCUUGCAACGAAAUUGAACCAUAUUCUCGUCAAGUCAUUACAGUACGCUUCAUGAGUGAUGAAGAAGUCAAGGAUAAUUUACAGGGAUGUUAUGUGUAUCUUAUUCGUCAACUACUAAAGCUAGUAGUACCUCCUAAAUAUGAACAACCGGACGCUGAUAGCUUUGUAUUGAUGGGGAUCGUGGCUUACAAUACCGGCACAAGGGAAACAGUUCACAAGAAAAAAUACUGUAUGCUUACACUUACAGACUUAAAGUGGCAGAUAGAGGUCUUUCUCUUUGGCAAAGCCUUUGAGCGGUAUUGGAAAGUACAACCCGGGACGGUCAUUGCGUUGCUAUGUCCAGAUAUACUAAAGCCAAAAAACCCAGAUGCCGGUAAAUUUUCGCUGAAGCUGGACACGAAUUACGACGUGCUGUUAGAAAUUGGUAAAUCAAAACAUUUGGGCUAUUGUCAGAGUCGCAAAAAAAACGGGGAGCUUUGUAAACAUUGGUUGGAUAAUCGAACAUCAGAAGUCUGUGAAUAUCAUGUGGAUAUGACGGUACAAAGGACGAUGUCGCGACGAACAGAGUUUGGUUCGAGUACAACGAUCAUGCACGAGCCACGAGCAAGGCGCGAGAAGCGUCUUCGUGGUCAAGGGUUCCAUGGCUAUUAUGCGGGAGAAAAGUAUUCCGCAGUCCCCAAUAUGGCACUGGGUCUUUAUGAUGCAGAAGAAUCUGUUCAACAGGAAAUUGAGCGAAAAGAACGAUACAAGAAGCAACAAGCAAAAGCAGAGCGUGAAAGGGAAAUUUUAGAGCGUUUAACAAUGAAAAGGUCCUUGCCGAAUGCGUCCUCUUCCUUUUCCUCCAGUUCAUCAACGAGCACAUCGGGUAACUCUCACGACACGGCCUACACUCCAGCACGCACUUUGGGACAUCAGUAUUUAAACUUACAAGCAAAGCAUGCUACAGCGUCUUCUGGGAACUCUAAAUUAUUCACAACAAACUCAUCAGAUGCGUCGUCUCCAUCGGUGGAUCGGCAAACAGGAGAACUACCGUUCCUUCCGGGAAAUCAUGAUACCGGAAAGAACAAACCGAAAGAUUUCAAAGACUUAUCGGCUAAUUCAAAUACUAAAUUGCCCAACCCGGACCAGAAGUCAAUUUCGAAAGCAGAAGGAUCGGCCGCAUCGAACUUACCGAGAGAAAAAAGUGAUCCGAAAAAGUCAGACGAAGCGAAUCCACUUUCAUCAUCACAUUCGGCGGCACAAAGAAUUUUUUCCCCAAGAAGCCUACGAAGGAUUGGGUUUGAUCCCACUCUUACAAACAACAACAAUGGCGGACCAGGAAUGGAUUCUAACCCGCAUCAUUCUUCUGCACGCACGCUAAAUUUAAAGAAUACAAAGUUUCGUUAUGAAUUUACCGAAAGUGAUGAAGAGGAUGACUUGGAGAUUGUCGCCUAAAGGAACAAUUUUCGCAAGCUAAAUAUUGACACAAUUCACUAAACUAUAAUGGAAAGCUAAAUUUUUUUUCAGUCAAUCAUUACAGCCAUUCCAGAUAACAAGAGGCACAUGGUCAUACGUGACUGGUAUAUUAUGUUUCGUUCCUCUGUUUAUUUACUUCAUGCUUCAUACGAAUGUCUUUUCUUUCGCUUGAUGGUUUCCACCGGAGUUUAAUUUCAAACAGCUUCUAUAAACAUGGAGUUCAAAGUGCGAAUAUCUCUCAUGAUUGGUAAAUAAGGUGAUUUCCUUUUUCGCUUUCUUUUACUCUAAUAUCAAUAUUACGUGUACGAAAAUUUUUCGCCUUCCGAAGCUUCGCCUAAUUGAUUACCAAAGUGGUUUUACGUUAGUCGGCGCAUAAAAAAAAAAAGAAAGGAAGGCGACCAAUUCCUAUCAGUCAUCAAAACCUGAAAAAGUUGGCGUCACCAUUGCAUGGAUUGAAAAUGCGAUCUUAGAAAAAUUUCUCUAUAUAAACCCUGGCAAAUACCUUGAAAUAGUACGGAUUGAGCAGACUAUUUCUUAUCAAAGAUUAAAU